AUGAUUUCGACACCGAGCUCCAAUGAGCUUCAAGACCGGUCCCCUUGGCAGAGCGUCGACCUUGUCGUGGUCAAGGGGCUUAGUACCCCUUCGGAGGGAAGCCAACAGACGCUCACAAGGCGUGUCAGGUUGUGGAGUCUCCUUUUUGUUAAAGGAGGGGUGUCCGACACGAAAUUCAUAGGCGCAUACGAGGACUAUAUUGAUCAAGACUGGCGUCGACCUGCCUUCAGCAGUAGUGUCCCCAACACAACCUCGACACCGGGCCACAAGAGCUUCAAGACCGGUCCCCUGGUAGAGCGUCGACCUUGUCGUGGUCCAGGGGCUCAGUACCUCUUCGGAGGGAAGCCAACAGAUGCUCGUGUGUUUUAUUUCAGGGCGGUGCGUUGCAGUAAGCUCAAGACGAUCGACGCCCUGAUGUUCAACACUCGGGCCCGACGACUCCAAUCAAGCACGACAUCAACGGGCGGUAGUCUCUGGGGCGCCUUGGGCUGCAUCUCUGCGUCUGCUGGGUCUCUAGCGCUAGGCAACAUCGACCUCACCGAGCUCAAGCACGAUAUCGACAUCGCCCACGACCGGGCUCAAGCACGACAUCAACAUCGCCCACGACCGAGCCCAAGCACGACAUCGACAUCGCCCACGACCGGGCUCAAGCACGACUUCGACAUCGCUCACGACCGGGCUCAAGCACGACAUCGACACCGAGCUCCAACGAGCUUCAAGACCGGUCCCCUGGGAUAG
Molecule: messenger RNA, 738 nt
Organism: Stereum hirsutum FP-91666 SS1
Lineage: Eukaryota; Fungi; Basidiomycota; Agaricomycetes; Russulales; Stereaceae
Exons: 7
Coding region: 1-738 (245 amino acids)
Source: RefSeq, a predicted model, not a curated record